This is a messenger RNA of Racocetra fulgida, 292 nucleotides long. NCBI's taxonomy places the organism in Eukaryota, Fungi, Glomeromycota, Glomeromycetes, Diversisporales, Gigasporaceae. The record is from the annotation of a GenBank genome assembly.
UAAAUGAUCAAUAUCCUGGUCCUAUUCUUCAAGCUUAUAAAGGUGAUACUUUCUCUAUAACCGUGGAAAAUGACCUUUCUGUUGAGACAUCAAUGCAUUGGCAUGGAAUGUUUCAAAAAGGAACUCCGUGGUAUGAUGGUGUACCCGGCAUGACUCAAUGCGUAAUUCCUCCAAAGUCCUCUUUCACCUAUGAAUUCUCCGUUGAAAGUCAAAGCCCCUUGGUCAUUCAUGAUAAAGAUGAUCCAUACGUGAAAGAAUACGACUACGAAUAUGUGGUUACCUUAACUGAUUG